AUGCGAAAGUUGGAAUGGAACGACAUGGGAGUGAAGACUGAUGGUCGGCAGCUAUAUCAUCUGCGCUUUGCUGAUGACAUCGUACUGAUAACACCUAGCAUCAGCCAAGCACAACGAAUUCGGAGAAACAUGUGGAUGCGUCGGUCUUCAGCUGAAUGUACAAAAAACGAUGUUCAUGCGGAACGGAUGGAUCUCGGAUGCCUCAUUCACGCUCAACGGAACGAACAUAUCCGAAUGCACCAGCUACGUUUAUCUGGGUCCGGAAUUGAAUAUGAUGAACGACCUGACCCCCGAGCUGGGCAGGAGGAGAAGAGCGGCUUGGGGCGCGUACAAGAGCAUCGAGGAUGUUGUGAAGAAGACCAGUAA
Molecule: messenger RNA, 366 nt
Organism: Necator americanus (New World hookworm)
Lineage: Eukaryota; Metazoa; Nematoda; Chromadorea; Rhabditida; Ancylostomatidae
Exons: 1
Coding region: 1-366 (121 amino acids)
Source: RefSeq, a predicted model, not a curated record